AUGCAUCGCAUCAGGAGCUCUCGCCGCGCGGUGGGGCUCAAACCUGCCGACUACGAUCAUACCAUUGAUCUCGUCGAUCACGAUGCCGACACGGCUCCCGACGCUUCUCUGGCCAGGACGUCUACUGAGGCACGCCUCCUGCCAUCCGACAACGUCGCAUCGCAGUCGACGUCGGAUGCCCAAUCGUCACAAUCAGCUACCGGUCGCGACACGGAACGUGACGACGAUGCGCAAACGCAGCAGCCCCAGCAGGGGUCCUGCAUGUCCCUCGACGGUCAACAUGAUCUACCUCAUCCUGCCAUGAAACCGUCAAUCGAGGUUCGAGCACCGAGCUCGGACGGCCUACACGGUGACGACGUCGUACCCGAGCACCCCAAGGUCGAGCGCGAGACGGCCAUGGAUAUUCUGUACGAGAACGAGAGGGGAUCUCUUCUAUGCGGCUGUCCAAUGUUCUCAUCAGGUCUGCUCAGCGGCUUCGAUCCCCCUCACUGGACAAAUGCCUAUCACAAACCCUCACCAAGCGAUACGACCACAGCCCAGGUCCCCGAUCCGACGUGGGAGUGGGUAUGGCCCGAUUGGCACAUCAACCGCCAGGAGGGUGUCGACGAGGGGGGCUGGGAGUACUCCUUCGCCUUUGGCAACAUGUUCUCCUGGCACGGACCGAAGUGGUACAAUUCGUUUGUGCGCCGACGCGCCUGGACCUGCAAGCGGGCCAAGAAGAGGACAGGGGACAUCUCUACCGACCCGCACAUGAUCAAUGGCGACUACUUUUCCGUGCAGCCCACGUCAGCCCUGACCAAACAGCUGUCGCGCCGGAGCCCUGCCGGCAGCCGGCCCGCCAGCCACAUGACGGUGUCAUCGCACGACGAACAGGCUUCCUCUGAGAUCGAGGACCUCGAUACCCUGCUGCCGACGCUGCGCAGGGCCGCUCUCGACCGAGAGAAGCUCGAGGCCACCAUCCAAUAUCUCGACCACGCACGGGACCUCGACCAGCUACAGGGCGAGAUGCACGGCAUCAUGAGAUGCUUUGUGUUUCAAGCCUCGCGGCGGCUCCUGCUCGGCCACAUUAUGAGACUGUAUAACAGUACCAAGGGGGAGCUAGACGAUGAUGAUGCCAAGAAUGAGGGCAGCAAGAAGGAGGGAGACGAUAAGAAAAAGGAAGAGGGAGGAGAAGGGGGGGGGGAAGAGGGGACGCCGUCGGCACCAGAGCUGCGGGACCGUUGCAGAGCCCUCGAGGCUGCCCUCAAGCAUGCAGAAGAGGAGGUCCGCAAGUUGGCCUAUUGGAGCGAUGUCAAGCAGAUGGCCGACAGAGGCAUAGCUCGACCGCACGAGCACGAGAACGAAGACAAGGACGGUGGUCCAUGUAACGCCUGGGAAGGGCUAGAUCAUAGUGGUCCAUCGGGGCCAAAUGGUGAUAAGCUGCCGGGGACGGAUGCACCAUAA
This is a messenger RNA of Geosmithia morbida, 1443 nucleotides long. RefSeq lists its product as uncharacterized. Bases 1 to 1443 code for a protein of 480 amino acids. The transcript has 3 exons. The record is from RefSeq and is a predicted model, not a curated record. Lineage: Eukaryota; Fungi; Ascomycota; Sordariomycetes; Hypocreales; Bionectriaceae.